This is a messenger RNA of Culicoides brevitarsis, 1514 nucleotides long. RefSeq names its product mannose-1-phosphate guanyltransferase alpha (gene Gmppa). Gene Ontology annotation, biological process: biosynthetic process. The transcript has 2 exons. NCBI's taxonomy places the organism in Eukaryota, Metazoa, Arthropoda, Insecta, Diptera, Ceratopogonidae. The record is from RefSeq and is a predicted model, not a curated record. Bases 85 to 1374 code for a protein of 429 amino acids. Gene Ontology annotation, cellular component: cytoplasm.
UGAUGAAUUUCAAAACAAACAAAAAAGACACGUAAUUGUUUCUCGUGCGUUUUGUCAUCAAAAAGUUCCUGUUUUACGUGUAACAUGUCUCUAAUUAAAGCUGUAAUAUUGAUUGGAGGUCCUCAGAAAGGCACCCGAUUUCGUCCUUUGUCUCUCGACGUGCCAAAACCCUUGUUUCCUGUUGCCGGUCGUCCCAUGAUCCAACAUCACAUCGAGGCAUGUCUAAAGCUCCCGGAUUUGAAGGAAAUUUUAAUUAUCGGAUACUAUCCAACUGCCCAGAUCCAACAAUUCGUCGUUGACAUGCAAAAUUUGUACGAUUUGAACAUCAGAUACUUGCAGGAAUUCACUCCGCUGGGCACUGCAGGCGGCAUGCAUCAUUUUCGCGAUCAAAUUCGUGCGGGAAAUCCUCAGGCCUUUUUUAUCCUGAACGGAGAUGUUUGUGCUGACUUUCCUUUGGAAGAAUUGUACAAUUUUCACAUGGCAAAAGGCGGAAUUAUCACAAUUAUGGGUACGGAAGCGACGAAACAGCAGUCUGUGCAUUACGGAUGUCUUGUAACAGACAAAAAUACGGGCUCCGUGACGCACUAUGUUGAAAAGCCGAAUAGUUAUGUCUCGACUUUGAUCAAUUGCGGCGUUUACGUGUGUUCGCCGGAGAUUUUUCAAGACAUGUCGAACGUUUUUUAUGCGCGCCAACAAAAUUACGGCGGAUUCAUGAACGGCAAUAACGGAGCUGAGGUCAUUCAACUCGAAACUGAUAUUGUGACGCCCAUGGCGGGCACGGGAAAAUUAUAUGCCUUGCCCGUGUCGAAUUGGUGGUCGCAAGUUAAGACAGCGGGAAGUGCAAUUUACUCGAAUCGUCACUAUUUGGAGCUUUACAAGAAAACUCAUCCGGAACGUUUGACGAAUGCGGGCACCCGAAAUGACGGCGAAGGCGAUGGAAGUCUCAUUUGCACGAUUAUCCCGGAUGUUUACAUUCAUCCGACGGCGCAAGUGCAUCCAACAGCUGUGCUUGGACCAAAUGUUGCAAUUAGUGCAGGUGUCGUUAUCGGACCUGGCGUGCGAAUUCGCGAGUCAAUUAUCCUCGAUAACGCUGUGAUUCGAGAUCAUACGUUGAUUUUGCACAGUAUUGUGGGCAAAGGAAGCACAAUUGGGGCAUGGGCUCGUGUCGAGGGAACUCCAUCAGAUCCAGAUCCAAAUAAGCCCUUUGCUAAAAUGGAAAAUCCGCCGCUUUUUAACUCUGAAGGCAAACUUAAUCCGUCAAUUACGAUUUUGGGAUACUCGGUUACGGUCUCUGCGGAGAUGAUUUUACUGAAUUCGAUUGUCUUGCCACACAAGGAACUGACGAGAAGUUAUAAAAAUGAAAUUAUUUUAUAAGAAUUUGUUAAAAGUUGUGGAAAAAAGGAAUGGAAGGAGAGAAAAAGAAGACAUGCGACUUUUCGAUAUCCAAAGAAAGAAUUUUUACAUAUUUUGGUCUGAAAAAAUUUAUAUAAGAAUAAAGAGGAUUUGUACUGAAA